AUGCUCAAAGCAGCCUCAAUACUCAACAUCCCCGUCUACGCAACCACCCAAAACCGCGCUCGACUGGGAGAAACUUGCACCGAACUCCUCCCCCUCCUCUCCAGCGCCGUAGAACACGCAGAAAAGAAAGCCUUCUCCAUGUGGAUUCCUGACAUAAGCAGACACUUCUCCUCUUCGACGCCUUCGGAAAUUGUCAUCGUGGGCAUUGAAUCGCAUAUUUGUGUCACCCAAACGACGCUCGAUUUGCUGAAGGAAGGACACAAAGUGUACAUACUUGCGGAUGGAGUUAGUAGUUGUAAUAAGGAAGAAGUGCCUAUUGCUCUGGCCAGGCUGAGAAGGGAGGGUGCCGUGGUUACGACAAGUGAGAGUUGGAUUUACGAGUGUAUGGGUGAUGCGGGGAUUGAGGAGUUUAAACAAAUUGCGGGUGUGGUGAAGGAGUAUAAUCACAAGACCAAGGAGGUUUUGGGGAGUUUGUGUAAGAUAUAA
Hymenoscyphus albidus is the source of this 486-nucleotide messenger RNA. The record is from the annotation of a GenBank genome assembly. NCBI's taxonomy places the organism in Eukaryota, Fungi, Ascomycota, Leotiomycetes, Helotiales, Helotiaceae.